UAGCUCAUACUCCGCUCAGCAUCCUCACCUCGUGAGAUCGACACAGCCGGGAUGCCAUUGUUGUCUACCCUUUCCAUCCUGUCACCCUCGCCCUCGCCCACCUGUCCCCAUCGUUGUCCUGCCGCCCGCUUGUGCUCUCGCCCCUCCACGUACGCAUUGUGGCCCGGCCUCUGUGCUGCCGUGACUGCCUCUUUCACACCUCCGGGGCGACACCCGCCAGCUCGCAGGCGCGGAGACUGGCUUCACUCUGGCCCUCCGGGGUCGAGUGCUGACUCCCCCGAGCCCUCGCUGCCACCGCCAGCCCCGGCUCUACGUCGUGGAGCCGCCCUCGUCAACAUAACCGGUACCUUCAAUAUCCUACGCAUCACCUCGCGCCGGCUCCCCCAUCAUCCUCACGUCCAAGCCGCGAGGCCAGGACACCCGACGCCACCUCGCUUGCGACCUCUAAAUGUGGAGUCUUACGACUCCCCGCCGCGCUCCCUUUCAACCACGAGAUUGUGGUCCCUCGCGCCCGGUUCAGGCUACGUGUCCCUCGGCUCUACGGCGCCCGCGAGAUCUGUGUUAUUCAGCCCGCCGAUCCAGAGCUUGGGUGCCACACGCGAGAACCACUCUGGGCUGAACUCGCUCGGGUCCGGCGUGAAAAAGGUGUUCAAGUUCCACAGCCCCACGCGCGGCGGCGCGGGCUGCCAGUGCUACCAGCGCACGCGCACAGCGAACCCGGCGGGGUGGUCGAUCGGCGGCGGGGGCGGUGCACCGAGGAGCAGCGUGCAGAACGCGGCGAGCACGCAGUAACCCAUUGCGGCAAUGUCGUCACGCGGCACGUCGUUGCAGCCUGUGCGGCUGGUGCCCCCGACGCCUCGUCUUGGCGAUGUCCGCAAGGGGCCGGUGCUCUCGAGCGCGGUCUGGGAGCCUGAUGGGUCUUUGGCAUUGGCGUUGGAAGAGGCGGGCUGACGCCGGCCUAGGCGGGGUGGCGGACGUGGACGCCCACGGCUCGCCGAGGUAGGAGUCGAGC
This is a messenger RNA of Fomitopsis serialis, 1012 nucleotides long. RefSeq lists its product as uncharacterized. Lineage: Eukaryota; Fungi; Basidiomycota; Agaricomycetes; Polyporales; Fomitopsidaceae. The transcript has a single exon. Bases 52 to 792 code for a protein of 246 amino acids. The record is from RefSeq and is a predicted model, not a curated record.